UUUAAUUAUCCCAAAUCAUCAUAGUAACACAACUACAAGUAGAACUUCUAGAAAAAAUAUAGAAAAAGGUAAAAAUAGUUUCUCUUGUGAGAUUUCAUCUAAUGUUAGUAUUCUUUUAUUUUCAUGAGAGGAUGUAAUUGUUCGUACUCCUUGAAUUUAGAAAGAGGUCUUGUACUUUUUUCUACUUGCGAAAGUUUUCUACUAUUGUUCGUGUAAUUCCACCAGAUCGAAAAAUUAUAUAUGUAUCCUCCAGUAAAUGUAACAGAUGGAUAUGCAGUUCAUAGUCAAAAUAGGCAUACCCCUCAAGGCCAUGUCCAACAAAUACCAAGUUAUGGCAUGCCACAACAGUAUCAGUAUGCUCCUCCUCCUCCUCCUCCUCCUCUAUAUAUGACCAGCACCAAUUCUAGGGUCAUCCCAAGGACACAUCAAUGGUCAACUGGUCUUUGCCGUUGUCUUGAUGAUCCUGGAAUCUGUUUGGUCACUUGCUUCUGCCCUUGUAUUACUUUUGGAUUGAUAGCAGAGAGAGUAGAUAAAGGCAAUUCAACUUGCACUUGUGAUGGAACAAUUUAUGGGGCACUACUGGCUGUGACAGGACUUGCAUGUUUAUAUUCAUGUUAUUAUCGGUCCAAACUAAGGGCACAAUAUGACUUGCCAGAGGCACCUUGUAUGGAUUGCUUAGUUCAUUUUUGUUGUGAAACUUGUGCUCUUUGUCAGGAAUAUAGAGAGCUCAAAAACCGUGGAUAUGACAUGAGCAUAGGGUGGAAAGCUAACAUGGAAAGACAAGGGCAAAGAUCAGUUACAGUGGCACCACCUAUUUCACCAGCUAUGACAAGAUGAAAAAUUCCCUUUGGGAGAUCUUUUUACUAGCCCUGGGGACUGUUCAUGUUGUUUCAACUUCUUGAUUUGUAUUUAUUUUGUUUGCGCAUGGUUUGAGUGGUUUUUGUUAAUUUAAUGAAGAUGUUUGUAUUAUACGAUCAACAAUGUAUCAAGCUUUGGCACUUAA
Trifolium pratense (red clover) is the source of this 1003-nucleotide messenger RNA. RefSeq names its product cell number regulator 2-like. The record is from RefSeq and is a predicted model, not a curated record. The transcript has 4 exons. NCBI's taxonomy places the organism in Eukaryota, Viridiplantae, Streptophyta, Magnoliopsida, Fabales, Fabaceae. Bases 241 to 837 code for a protein of 198 amino acids.